AUGGCGGAUCUCACAGCUGCAACUCAGGCGCGGGCAACUACGCACCCCCUCAAGUUGAAGAAAGCAAUCCCCAGCUCAUUCGAACCCGCCAAUCUUGACAAGAACGGCGUCAGUUUGCCGGCGCCCAACUUCCGAGAGGUCGCUGGCGAUGUGGCCGAACCUCCACCCACCUCGACAUCCGAAGGCCAACCAGAGACCCAAUCUUUCAAGCCACAACGCGGGAAGAAGCAGAGAAAUGGCUAUGAGAACGACAGCGGGAGUGAUUCCGAUGACAAGGACCCCAGAUACAACAAGGGGCACGUCGACAACUCUGCUGUGCGCCGGCGGACCAAGAAACCGGUGAAGGGACAGCCUACAGAUCUCGUCAGGGUUGGCGAGGUCCCGACACCAAUGUCAUUAACACCGGAGGAGACAGCGCAUGAAACACUCGGGGGACCAUGUACCGCCUUCGACGCGACGAAAGAGUCGGACUUGCUUGAGGAUCUCAUCAGGCGAGCCGAAGAGGAGCUGAUUUUAAGAAGGGGACGACUCAAUGAGUUCUCCAAGAGACCGUCGCAUUCAAAUACCUCGAAGCUACUCGGGAUUAUCCAGGACCUGCAUGACGCUUUAGCGAAUAUCCCCAGAAGUUCGAACUGGUAUGAACGGGGGUCCCACCUGCAUCUCGUCAACUCUAGAUUUCGCGGCGACUGCAUCAUUACGCUCAGCACCUUUUCCGCAAUACUCGAGAGCAAGAUCCUGGGGGACUUGAAAGAGCGCGUCAUGCUGGGACCUGAUGCUGGUCCAUCUAUCUCUGAGGCGAUGGGACUCGCUCCCUGCGAGACGCCAGAGCAAUGUCAACAAGAUGAGAGUAUUCCUCCUCAGUACGUAGACUGGGCCUUUCAGCAGGAGGUUGAUUUGACGGGGCCCCUUUCUCUCAUACUGAUCAAGGGGGGCAACCCAGCGUCGAUCAAGAAAGUCUCGUGGGGGGAUGCAGACCGCCUUGGGUGGUCCCAGAUCAACGCGUUCAACCCAUCACAGCCAGAGGCAACGCCAAGAUGGUUCCGCUACGAGUAUGAUGAAAUACGAGGCCAUGCUUUCAAGAUAGCCAUUGAUGGGGAGGUAUUGGGCCUGUGGACUUCAAGCGGUGACAUUGCCUGGGAGGAGCGAAGCAUAGAACACAAAUACCGCCAACCUACAAGCUGGUCAUCCCUGGGGUGA
Messenger RNA from Anthostomella pinea, 1197 nucleotides. The record is from the annotation of a GenBank genome assembly. Lineage: Eukaryota; Fungi; Ascomycota; Sordariomycetes; Xylariales; Xylariaceae.